GGGACUCUAAGACCCGACGGAAGCCUCCGAGCGUGGCGUGGAGCAUGCGUGGCAAUGAUUUGUGCAGCUGGUUGCUGCCUUUCACGGAGCCACCAGUCCUAGCUGGGGCUGGAGGUGGGAGUGAAGAAGAGUUGGAGGUGAAAGUGAUUGCCCCAGCAGCGGCGGCGGCUUAGCUUUGCGGAUCAGGGCUUCCUUGGUUCCGACGCAGCUCUUUCUGUUCUGGCUCAGCCCAGAGGGAGCAACUGAGCAGCGAAGGGGGAGAGCAGGACUGUUUUGCAGCCCACGCGGUAAGCAUGAUUACUUGUAUUUGGCUGUUCAGGGACUCUAAUAAGAAGACGUAGCAAGGCUGAGGAUGGAGCUUUCUCCCAAGUGGCUCUCACACAAUGGCCAGAGAGGACUCGGUAAAGUGUUUGCGCUGCCUGCUCUAUGCCCUCAAUCUGCUCUUCUGGUUGAUGUCCAUCACAGUUUUAGCAGUUUCUGCCUGGAUGAGGGACUAUCUGAAUAAUGUUCUCACUCUAACUGCAGAAACAAGGGUAGAGGAAGCUGUUGUUUCCACUUAUUUUCCUGUAGUUCAUCCGGUUAUGAUUGCAGUCUGCUGCUUCCUUAUCAUUGUUGGGAUGUUGGGGUAUUGUGGAACAGUAAAAAGAAAUCUUUUGCUGCUUGUAUGGUAUUUUGGAAGUUUGCUUGUGAUAUUCUGUGUUGAACUGGCAUGUGGCGUUUGGACCUAUGAACAAGAAAUCAUGGUUCCUGUGCAAUGGUCAGACAUGGUCACUUUAAAAGCCAGAAUGACCAAUUAUGGCUUACCUAGAUAUCAGUGGCUCACUCAUGCUUGGAAUUUCUUUCAGAGAGAGUUUAAAUGCUGUGGAGUAGUCUACUUCACCGACUGGUUGGAAAUGACAGAAAUGGAUUGGCCUCCUGACUCCUGUUGCGUAAGAGAGUUUCCAGGUUGCUCCAAGCAGGCCCAUGAAGAAGAUCUUAGUGACCUUUAUCAGGAGGGUUGUGGUAAAAAGAUGUACACUUUCUUGAGGGGAACCAAGCAACUGCAGGUGCUUCGAUUUCUUGGAAUCUCUAUUGGGGUUACCCAAAUUCUGGCUAUGAUCCUUACUAUUACUUUGCUGUGGGCUUUAUAUUAUGACCGGCGGGAUCCAGGGACAGAUCAAAUACUGUCCCUAAAAAAUGACACCACCCAGCACCUGUCAUGUCAUUCAGUGGAGCUGCUGAAACCCAGCCUGACAAGGAUCUUUGAGCAUACAUCCAUGGCGAACAGCUUUAAUGCACACUUUGAAAUGGAGGAAAUGUAGCCUGAUGAAACCGUUCCAAAAGUCACUGCAAUCUCUUUUUCUGUUUUCCAAGUGCAUCAUUGUAAUUAAUCUAUAUUAGAACAGAAA
This is a messenger RNA of Heteronotia binoei (common prickly gecko), 1388 nucleotides long. RefSeq names its product tetraspanin 12 (gene TSPAN12). The record is from RefSeq and is a predicted model, not a curated record. Gene Ontology annotation, cellular component: membrane. The transcript is spliced from 8 exons. Bases 384 to 1301 code for a protein of 305 amino acids. Lineage: Eukaryota; Metazoa; Chordata; Lepidosauria; Squamata; Gekkonidae.